Molecule: messenger RNA, 2848 nt
Organism: Notechis scutatus (mainland tiger snake)
Lineage: Eukaryota; Metazoa; Chordata; Lepidosauria; Squamata; Elapidae
Gene: ZC2HC1A
Product: zinc finger C2HC-type containing 1A
Source: RefSeq, a predicted model, not a curated record
AAUGCCGGGGCUUUUGGGACCCCUGCGGUCAUUUUGGAAGACGGGUUGGAGGAGGGAUGGCUGAUUAUAAAAAUGCACAACAGUCUGAAGAAUUAUUACCAUGUCGGAUUUGUGGAAGGACUUUUUUUCCACCUGCAUUAAAAAAACAUGCUCCCAUUUGCCAAAAAACUGCUGCUAAAAAAAGAAAAACAUUUGACUCGAGCAGACAGAGAGCAGAAGGAACUGAUAUUUCCACAGUAAAGCCUAUAAAACCACGGCCAGAACCUCCAAAGAAACCAUCAAACUGGCGACGAAAGCACCAGGAGCUCUUAGCAGCUAUAAGAGCAGCCAAAGGAGUAGAUCAGGUUCUUAAAGAAGGUGGAAAAUUGCCACCACCACCACCUCCUUCUUAUGAUCCUGAUUAUAUUCAGUGUCCAUACUGCCAGAGGCGAUUUAAUGAAAAUGCAGCUGAUCGACAUAUCAAUUUCUGCAAAGAACAGGCAGCACGUAUUUCUAAUAAAGGGAAAGUGGUUAGUGAAGUUAAAGGGAAGCUUCCUGCUCGAACACAGUACAAGACACCAACAGCAAAGAAGAUACCUUCUGCAGGAAUAACACCGCCAUCCUUAUCACGCUUACCACAACCAAGUUCCUCUGCAAAUAAAAUAUUGUCUCCAGGUGGACAAGUAGGAAACAAAAUCCAGAGUUCUCCAGCUCAUAAAAAUGUAGUGAAAGCAAGUCCACAAAUAGGGGGGGCCAUGAAACCACGGAUGGGAGCAUCUACUAAUAUGACACGAACCACUGGUCCGGGUAUGAUGGUAAACAAAAGAAAAGCAUUUGGCACUGAAACUUAUUCAACCAGAGCUGGAUUUGACAGUGGAGACUGUUCAUCUAUCAAUGGAGGAAGUUCAAAAAGCAAUGAGGGAAAUUCUCUUGCACAGUUACCAAAAUUCUGUUAUGAAUGUGGUACCAAAUAUCCAAUUGAAUCUGCAAAAUACUGCUGCGAAUGUGGCGUUCGAAGAAUGAUUUUGUGAAUACACCUAUAAUGUAAAAUGAGAAAUAUAUUUCUUGCUAAGGCUAUAUGAAAAUCUCUGCUACACUUUUCCACCGGGACUUGCUCUAAGGCACCAUACUAAUGUUCUGGACAAUUAUUUUUUGUUGUGAAAUAAUAUAUAUAUAGAUAUAUAAAUACAUUGUAUAUAAAUUAUUAGAUACCUAAAACUGUGCCAUUCAAGAUGGUAUACUUGAGAUAUUGUUGGAGAAUAUUUAAUGGAGCAAAACUUUAAAUCAAGCACUAAGGUUUUUUGUAAUAUACAUAUAUUAAUAUUCUUAGUCAUUUGUAGUUUUUGCCCUGAAUCAUUUGGUCUAAGGAACGUGUUCCAGUAGAAAAUAUGUUAUACAUGGAAAUAUUGAUUGAUAUUUGGUUGAUAACCUAGAUGGUACUUUGUUGAUUGACAGUCAUAAAUUUUAUUAUUUGUAUACGUUUAAUGUAAAUUGAUAUUACUAGUUUCACAUGUACUAUUAUAAUUAACUAGUUGGCAUUUUACCCUCUUAUUUGUUCCAAAAAGCUAUAACAAGUUUUUGUGCAGAUAUUUUUCUAUGUGGAAAACUUCCCAUGUGUUUCAUACAAAAAGAUUUGAGUUGCUACUAAAUUAAUUAAAUUAUCAAAUAUAAUUUAAUCAUGUUCUGAGGAUCAACUUCUUUUCCUAAAAAACAGGGCUGUGAUCUGUUUUAAAAGCUUGGCCAAUAUGACCCAAAUUAAUUUCCCUCUUGGUUGUCUAAUGUACCAACAAAAAAAAUCAUUGAAUGUUUUAUAAUAAUUAUGACACACUAGUUUCAGAAAAAUGAUAUCCCAAUCAUGAUUUUUCUUCUUCCUAUUACUUUGACUAAAGGGUGUGUUUACCAUUAUCAUUUCUUACACAAUCCUCUGAAACUAAAACAAAAAGAAUUAUAUUAAACUCAAACUACAGUAGUAUUAAGUUACUUUUUUUUUUAGUAAGCCUCCUUUCAACAGCAAUUUUUUUUACCACAAAAAACAUUUACUUGUGCCUUUCCCAGAAUUAAUGUUUUUUUUUAAUUUAAUAUCGCUGUUUCUAAAUCUUUAAUUUUCUAAGUUUAGUAACUUAAGUAAAACAACAAGUCCAUUUGCAAUUUUUGACCUGAAUGAUGUAGGAUUUAUUUUUAUUGCUAUCUUUACUCUAGUCAAAACUUACUUGCUAUGGCAGAUGACAAUUAAAAAUGCAUUUGAGCAAGAUUUGUCCCCAUUUUUCAGUAUAUUGACCAAUAGCAAACUGCAAUUUUUAACGAAAAGAAUUAACAGAUUAAUUGGCAUAGAAUUGUAUGUGUGUUAGAAUUCUGUUUAAAAAGCAUUCAUAAGUGUAGUAUUCCAGUUUUGUAUUGUUACCUAAUUUUAUGUGUAUUAGUGAAAAUCAAUCUUUAAUAUCUUAAUGUAGAUUAGCACUUUUUUUUCAUUUAAAAUACACUGGUAUGGUGGAGCUUACAUUACAAACAUUCAGAAUGCACUGUAGCUCUUCCUUGGUCUCUGUGGAUUCUGCUCUGCCUUGCUUAUUAACUGUUAGUGUAACUUAAUAUGCAUCCUAUUCACCAAAGAACCCAUAUAUUUGUUGUAUAAAAAAGUUUUCACAUGUUCUUGCAGAUGCUUUAUUACAUCUUAUUAUUGCAUCUCUUUGAUAUGUUUUAAUAUAAUGAAUCUGGUCUUCGUAACAAAGCAAUAGUCUAAUUUUAACUAGUUACAUGAGCAUUAUUCUGAUUAGGUACUUUUUUCCCCCUAAAUGUUCUUUAAGAACAAAAGCAUUGUAUAAAUGCUUGUUCUAUGUUACCUAGAAUUUUGUUAAUAAAACUUUCAUUGUGU